UGCGCCGAGAUGAAGACGUCAAUUGAUUAUUCCGUUGUCCUGCUGCUUUUGGUGAAAUCGUUGUCGUUUCAGACUGUCAAGGCUUAUCAGGUACAAUUCAACCACUUUUGUCUAAAAAUCGUCAUUCAAAAGCUGACUGAGAAAUUAAUUUCUUUGGAAAAGGACGACGUGGAAUAUGACGAUCCCAAAUUCGACUUCAGUGAACUUUGUCCGUUGAGCUACAGAAUUGUGAAAAUUGUCAGAAAUUCUUCAGAUCAAAUUUUAGAUGUUAAACGGUCUUUGGAUGAGAAACUAUUUGACGCCAAAGAAAUUCAGCUUGCUGUGAAGUCGGGAAUAAAUUCAACUAACAAGAUUUUGGAAAGAUUUGAAAGGCAGUUUGAAAAAAUCGACAGCGAAACUGUGUCUAGAGAUCAGAAAAGCCAACAAGAAAUUUUGAGCGCUCAAUGGGAACUGCUUGGAAAAGUGGAACUCGGCGGGAAAAAACUUGUGUCUGAUAUUUCUGAUUUGCUGAUAUCAAAAAUUGAGGAAGGAAAUCGUGUCCUUUUUGAGAGUUUGAAAAAAGAAAUUAGAAACUUAACUGGACCAAUUUUAUCCGACUUCAACGGCAUCAAGCAAAAAGUGGAGCACAUGGAAAAAGACUUUUUGGCUAUGCAAAACACAACGAAUUUUGCUCUUGAACAGAUGAAAAAUUUGAACUGUUCAAAGUAUUACGAAAAAUUAAAUGUGACUACGCUCUCAAGUGGGAAAAAAUAUUAUCUUGGUGAUCUGAAAGUUACUUGGAGAGACGCGAAGUACUUUUGUGAAGAAAACAACAUGUCUUUGGCUUCAGUCAAGACGAAACGAGAAAUUAAACUUCUCUGGAAAGUGGCCAGAAUCGACAAGGAAAGCGGCUCGUGGUUAUCCGCCUCGGACAUUGGAAGGACGCCGGGUCAGUUUGUGUGGCGCGGCGGUGUCAAGGUGAGCAGAGAUCGCGAUUGGUGGGCGAAAAACGAACCGAACGAUUUUGGAAAAGGACAAGAAGCGUGCGUUGGAGUUUUCAACGACAGCCUCUUCAGCGAUCCGUGCCACUACACAGCUCAUUUCAUUUGCGAACUGCCAUCAGAAUGCUUCUAAUUUAAAAUAAUUUUCUGCGCAAGUUUUGAAUUAUUAGAAGAAGAAAAUCAAGAGUGCGUUGAAUAAAUUUUUAUUAAGUGUUUCUUUGAAAAAUUUCAAAAUCAAUUAUUUUCUAAAAUGUCAAAAAUUUUAAUUAAAAUUGGCAUUUUCUCAAAAUUUAUUU
Molecule: messenger RNA, 1276 nt
Organism: Neocloeon triangulifer
Lineage: Eukaryota; Metazoa; Arthropoda; Insecta; Ephemeroptera; Baetidae
Product: C-type lectin domain family 4 member F-like
Exons: 8
Coding region: 10-1113 (367 amino acids)
Source: RefSeq, a predicted model, not a curated record